This is a messenger RNA of Adineta ricciae, 1857 nucleotides long. The record is from the annotation of a GenBank genome assembly. NCBI's taxonomy places the organism in Eukaryota, Metazoa, Rotifera, Eurotatoria, Adinetida, Adinetidae.
AUGGAUAAGUACAAAAUCGUCAAGCAACUGGGCGAUGGAACCUUCGGAAGUGUACUGCUUGCUAAUUUAAAAGAUUCGCCACAAGAAAAAGUUGCGAUCAAACGAAUGAAGAAAAAAUACUAUUCUUGGCAAGAAUGUAUGGAUUUGCGAGAAGUUAAAGCAUUGCAAAAAAUACGUCAUGCUAAUGUGAUUAAAUUGAAAGAAGUCAUUCGAGAAGAUAAUAAUUUAUAUAUGAUUUUCGAAUAUAUGAAUGAAAAUCUUUACGAAUUGAUGAAAAAACGAGAUCGAUUGUUUCCGGAGACGAACGUGCGCAAUGUUAUUUUUCAACUUCUUCAAGGACUGGCUUAUAUGCAUAAAUUGGGAUUUUUUCAUCGUGAUUUGAAGCCUGAAAACAUCUUGUGCAAAGGCGUGGAAUUGAUAAAAAUAGCUGAUUUUGGUCUCGCACGUGAACUUCGCUCCAGACCACCUUAUACUGAUUAUGUAUCUACAAGAUGGUAUCGUGCUCCUGAGGUGCUACUUCGCUCUACUUCAUACACAUCUCCAAUUGAUAUGUGGGCAGUUGGUUGUAUUGCUGCUGAAUUUUACACAUUAAGACCGUUAUUUCCUGGAAGUAGUGAAAUUGAUCAAAUGUUUAAAAUAUGUGCUGUUAUGGGGACUCCAACACGAGAUGAAUGGCCAGAAGGUUAUAUGUUAGCUGCUAAACUUUCAUUUCGUUGGCCACAGUGUGCCCGAACAGAUUUAAAGAAAAUAAUUCAUAGCUCAAAUAACGAUGGCAUUGAUCUGAUCUCUGCAACACUAGAAUGGGAUCCGAAACGACGACCUUCUGCUGUACAGUGUUUAAAACAUCCCUAUUUUAAAGUUAGUCAAGAUUUCUUGGGCACAUCAAGUUCAAAUGUGUCUGUAAUUAAUGAUACUUCGUCAACCAUAUCGACUCAAUCAUAUACUUCGAAGAAAAACUACAAAGAUGAUUGGGAUGACAACGAUAAUGCCACUCCUGCCAGUAACAAUGAUUUGAAUGAUUUAGAUGCACUCCUUAAAGAAUUCGAGCAACCGAAAGAAAAUCUUAGCACUCAAGCACAACCCUCGAAACCGAACAAGCAACCCAGCGGGUUCCUCUUUGACACACCUCCAGCACAAUCCAAAGUAUCCAAAUAUGAUUCAUCUACAUCUGACAAUCGUAAACCGAGCAUUCCACUAUUUUCAAACUCGAAUGUCGGUGCUGAACAACGUCGAACAUCGAUCCUAAAACAGCCACCCAAGCCUGCCAUCGAUCAAUCGUUAGACAUCGAAGCAAUUCUGCAGGGACGAGCAAUACAACCUCAACAACCUCCAUCAAAACUCUUGCAACCUAUUGCACCAACCAAUCGUUCGACGUCAUCCACAGAAGACAGUUUGGUCGACUGGCUCAAUUCUGACCGUGUAUUGACAAAAGCUCCUGCACAGAAAGCUACAACAACUAAAGCGAAUAUUAAUCUUAAUCCAGAUGAUUUCUUUUCGAAUGCAAGUAAUAAUCGAAAUCAAAAUGAAACGAAACCACCCUUGUCAACAACGAAAACAUCUGCCAAGGAACAUUACUUGAGAAAUUCAAGGUAUAAGCCAGGUAAGAUCUAUCUUCUUCACUCUACGCAGGAGAAAAAACAUGAAUAUUCACGGCUACUCGAUGAUGUAGGCAUCAAUCCCCGACAAACAACACGUCGGGAUAGUUUCAAUUGGCUUGCUGACACUUCAAACAAUAGUAAUUCAGCGACUCGUGGUUUCAAACUGACGUCGUAUGUACCAACAUUUGGUGAUCAGAAAAAGCCGUCACUUCAACACACUCCUACUCUAUUUGGCGGUCGGUCUCGUUUUGAUCAAUAA